GAUCCGAAGAUCACUCAUAACAAACCAUUCUUCCCAUCCAAAUACCAUUGACCCUAAAAUUUAGGUCUAACAAACCACCAUACUCCACCACCUUCACCCUUUUCACAUCCUAUCAUAACCACCACUAUAAUGACCUCCUCCUCCCCACACCGCCCUCUGAUCGCCAUCAUCACCGCCAUCCGAUCCUCCCUCCCUUUCCUCUUCUUAUCCCUCCUCCUCGUCUACCUCAUUUACUCAUCCCAACUCCUCAUCAACCCUCCCCACACCAAAAUAAGUUGCCAAGAUUAUUCCAACCUUAACACCAACACCACCACCACCACAACCAACAAUACCAACAAUACCAACCCCCAAAUAACCGGCUACAACACCGAGCUUAAACACAUUGCAUUUUGCAUUGCUGCAUCAUCCAAACUAUGGGACUCAAGAAAGGAAUACAUCAAGCUAUGGUGGCGCCCGGGGGAGACCCGAGGGGCGGUUUGGCUCGACAACGAAGUCAAGAUCAAGCAAAACGAAAGCCUAAGCCUACCCAACAUCCACAUUUCACAACCAACAUCAAGGUUCCCCUACACAAACCGCCAGGGUCAUCGGUCGGCCAUUCGCAUAUCGAGGAUAGUUUCGGAAGCAUUGAGGUUAGGACUAGAGGAUGUCCGGUGGUUUGUGAUGGGGGAUGAUGAUACUGUUUUUGUUGUGGAGAAUGUAGUCAGAGUUUUGAACAAAUAUAACCAUAAUCAAUUUUAUUAUAUUGGAAGUUCUUCAGAAAGUCAUUUUCAGAAUAUAUUUUUCUCGUACUCGAUGGCUUAUGGGGGUGGUGGGUUUGCUAUUAGUUAUCCGUUGGUGAAGGAGCUAGCAAAGAUGCAAGACCGGUGUAUUAAAAGGUACCCUGGGUUGUACGGAAGUGAUGACCGCAUGCAAGCAUGCAUGUCCGAACUCAACGUCCCCCUAACAAAAGAACCAGGCUUUCACCAAAACGACGUGUACGGCAACCUCUUGGGCUUACUCUCCGGCCACCAGGUGACGCCCUUAGUGUCGCUACACCACUUCGACGUAAUCGACCCAAUAUUCCCGGGGAUGGAACGAGUCGAGUCGGUCAAACACUUGCUUGAGUCCACCAAAUACGACUCGGCAAGUUUAAUACAACAAUCUAUUUGCUACGACACCAAACGCGAAUGGUCGGUUUUGGUGUCAUGGGGCUUCGCGAUCCAGAUCACUCGGGGGAUACUUUCGCCUCGAGAACUCGAAACCCCUAGUAGGACAUUUGUCAAUUGGUACAAAGUGUUGGAUUUUACGGCUUAUGCGUUUAAUACUCGCCCCGUUACCCAUCACCCGUGUCAAGCACCAUUUGUUUUUUAUAUAAAUUCGACGCGAUACGAUGAAUCGAGGAGGCAGAUUAUUGGGAUUUAUAGUGUUCAUAGACAACGACAACCUAAGUGCCGGUGGAAGAUGGUAUCACCCGAAAAGAUUCAUACGGUGGUUGUUUUGAAGCAUGAAGAUCCUGAUCGUUGGUCACGGGCACCAAGAAAGGAUUGUUGUAGAGUUUUGCCUUCUAGAAAGGAAGGAGUUAUGUACUUGUGGGUUGGUCAUUGUGGAGAAAAUGAGGUUAUUGAGGUGUAAAUUAACAUCAUAAUCCAUGGUUUUGUUCACCCCAUCAUGAUUUGGAUGGCAACAGUCGUGAAGACCGAAGAACAGUCUGACGUGUUUGCAAGAUUAUGUGCAUAUUCACUAACAAUACUAUGAAACCAAUCGCAUGAUCAACUAAUUGCUUAUCCGUUUCGUUCCUUGUUUUAAUUGUUUUAUAUGAGUAACAUUUUCUGUAAAUUAUAUGAGAAUCAUAAACCUAUGAUUAUGGAUGUU
Helianthus annuus (common sunflower) is the source of this 1851-nucleotide messenger RNA. RefSeq lists its product as uncharacterized. Gene Ontology annotation, molecular function: acetylglucosaminyltransferase activity. The transcript has 3 exons. NCBI's taxonomy places the organism in Eukaryota, Viridiplantae, Streptophyta, Magnoliopsida, Asterales, Asteraceae. The record is from RefSeq and is a predicted model, not a curated record. The coding region runs from base 130 to 1611 and encodes 493 amino acids.